AUGUCCAAAUCCGCAACAGCAACAACGACAGCUUCCGAGCCACCCACCACUUCCUCCAUCCCCCUCCACAACCUGUACUCCUCCGAGAACCGUCACACACCCUCCCUCUUCUCGACAACAUCCAACACGACCCUCCCACCUUCAUACUCCUCCACCUACGCACCAUCCAUCGCCUCCACCACACGAGAUCUCCUCCCCUCCAACCAGCCCUUCAAGCCAACCACAAUCCUCCAAAUCCAAUCUGUCGGCAAAGACCUAGUCUCCUGGCCUACUUCGACCAAAGAACUCUGCAUCCCGAUCUUCGCAUGCGAUGCCGAGGGAAAAACAGAGCGCCCCAAAUGGCUGUCAAUCAGGCCAAACAGGGGGAGCGGAAGUUGUUUUCUGGCUGAUGCAGAGGAUGCAGAGAGAAAGCCUAUCGCAAGGACCAAGUACCGUUUCGGUCCUGGAAGGCCGCCUGUUGUGAGGAUUGGUGGAGAUGAGGACGGAGAUGUCGGUGAAUUCAAGGAGGAAGACGAGGACACUACAAUUGACUGCGGACGUGAUGACCGCAAACGGGCAUCAUAUUCGUCGCACGUCGAUGAUCACGGCAAGAAGAGCGACGAGGAAGUUACAACGAACAUUACACCCAUCGGCACCGCCUCCGGCUCUACGACCCCCAGUUCCCGCCUCUCCAUCUCCUCUUCAUCGCCCGUAACUCCACUUCCCAACAUUGCUCCUACCACCACAGGCGCAAUCUCCUUCCCGCUAAACAGUCGUCGCCUCCUCGGCCGAACCAUUGCAUUCUCGUCUCCGCGCCACGGAGACUUCGAAUGGCGAUACUGCAGCCGGAAAGAGAAGUCCACUUUCCUCUCUGUACCCAACACUACCUCCUCUAGCUCCUCUCACCACACCACUGCCACAUCUAAACCCGAUAACCUCCUCGUUCUCGAGAAGAUCUUCAAAGGUGUUGAUGCAAAGGGUAAAGAGAGGGAGAUUGAGAGGGUGAGAGUAGCGCAGUUGAUUAGAAGUGAGGAGACGAGGACGCCGGGGAGUAGAGGGUCGAGUGCGGGGAAUGGAGGGAGGUUGGAGUGUUGUUUAGAGAGGGUUAUGGGCGAGGGUGUUGGGGUGGGAGAUGUAAAGGGGACAGGGGUAGGGGAAGAGGAAAGGGAGGUACUUGUGGAUGAGGUUACGGUUGUGGUUACGUGUAUGGUGAUGUUGAAGAAGGAGAUUGAUCGGUUGAGGGGGGCGCAGAUUGCCGUUAUGAGUGCGGGGGCUAGUGGUGGGCCAUGAGUGAUGAUGAGUUAACGGCCUGGAGGUUUGUUUGCUGAGGGUAUUUUGGGUGUUUCGUAUCUUGUGUUUGGAAUGGGUCUAGGUUGGGGCUUGGUUUGGGUGUACUUGCGGGCGUUUCUCGCUUUUCUGUUGAAAUUUUCCAAUAGAUUUUGAUUAGCCAUGUCUCGGCACCUCACCUUCAUCACCGUGACUGCCGACGCAUUGUCAGUAGCCGUGCUUAUUAUUUCCAUGUCUCAAACAUUCUCGAAAUCGGUAAGGAAACUGGAUGGUUUUUAUGACGGCAAUCAGCAGUGUCCUGUCCUGGGAUAUGUUUCUGUUUCGCCACUUAGUAUUUUCUGUUUCACUUCGUGACGAUAAUUAUUUUUCGAGCUCGGCCUUGUUUACUGAUCUCGCUUAGGACUCAGGCGAGGAACGAGACGGCGAAGAUGACUGUGUCGGGGACUUGGUCGACAGAUCAUACAUCCAUGGUAAGAUCAGCGAUACCUUUGCAAAUGAUCUCUGUGUUCUUUGUGACUUUGUUGGGCGCGUCAUUCGGAGACAAUGUUGGGGAAUGGGACUCCACAAGUUUGAGGACGAUGAAGCGUGCCGGUAUUGG
This is a messenger RNA of Cadophora gregata, 1864 nucleotides long. RefSeq lists its product as uncharacterized. NCBI's taxonomy places the organism in Eukaryota, Fungi, Ascomycota, Leotiomycetes, Helotiales, Ploettnerulaceae. Bases 1 to 1269 code for a protein of 422 amino acids. The record is from RefSeq and is a predicted model, not a curated record. The transcript has a single exon.